Messenger RNA from Neodiprion fabricii, 2368 nucleotides. It is a transcript of the gene Naa30A, whose product is annotated as N-alpha-acetyltransferase 30. Lineage: Eukaryota; Metazoa; Arthropoda; Insecta; Hymenoptera; Diprionidae. Gene Ontology annotation, cellular component: NatC complex. The transcript has 3 exons. Gene Ontology annotation, molecular function: protein-N-terminal amino-acid acetyltransferase activity. The record is from RefSeq and is a predicted model, not a curated record. Gene Ontology annotation, biological process: N-terminal peptidyl-methionine acetylation. Bases 325 to 1101 code for a protein of 258 amino acids.
GUUUAGUGAUGUAUGUCGGAUGUCCGUAUUUUGUUAAAAAAUUCUUAUAAACGAGGUUUAUUACUAUCAGUAACUAUGAAAAUUCGACUGAAACCGCCGUGUUGUAAAUAUAAUUAACUAUGGCCAUUAGUAUACUUGACUGAAGAGUGUUAAAAACGUGUGUCAAAGAGGCGGUAGCUAGGUCAUCGUGUAUAUCAGAUUGGAAAGAGAAGAAAAGAGAAAUAGAAAAAUAUUUUAUGUAAAAUUAAAAAAAAAAAAAUUUAUAAAUAACAAGGUAAACCAAAAAGGACAAAAUUACAGAAACCACAAACGUUUUGAAGUAACAUGCAUAAAUCUGCGAGCAUAGAAAAUAACAUGGAAAUAACUCAUCAUGAAAUGCAGAUGGGCCAUGUCAAAAUAAAAAAAGAUAAUGUGACAAUAGAUACUGUAUCGCAAGACGUUGAGUCCCGUCUUACAUUGAAAACAGACAAUCUUAACGAGGAACGACAAGCAAAUGGCUUGCAUCAAGUAAACGGAGUUUUAGACUCGCCAAAAAAAUCCUCAGAACUAUCGAGCAUCGUGUCAGUACCCCAGGGUGUUGCGUCUAGUCAUAAAAGUCAACGUGACAAUGUGGAGGAAACAGCGUCCGUGGAAAGUAAAAACAGCGAUAUUAUGUAUGUUAGUUACACGAGUGAACUGCAAAUGCCAGAUAUUAUGAAAUUAAUUCAGAAAGACCUGAGCGAACCUUAUUCAAUAUAUACCUAUAGGUAUUUUAUACAUAAUUGGCCCAAACUGUGCUUUCUGGCUAUGCACGAAGAGGAGUGUGUUGGAGCAAUUGUUUGCAAGCUUGAUGUCCACAGAAAAGUGAUAAAGCGCGGAUACAUUGCAAUGCUUGCGGUAGAUGUGAAAUACCGUAAGCGUAAAAUUGGUUCCAAUCUUGUGAGACGAGCGAUUCAAGCAAUGGUAGCUGAUGACGCUGACGAAGUAGUUUUAGAAACGGAAAUAACCAAUCGACCAGCGCUUCGAUUGUACGAAAAUUUAGGUUUCGUUCGAGACAAACGAUUAUUUCGAUAUUAUUUAAACGGUGUAGAUGCCUUGCGAUUAAAGCUUUGGCUGAGAUGAAAUUCAACCGCUACUUUAUGCCUAUAGGAACUCAAAAUAACUGCAUAAUUGAAUCGAGCACACUUUGCAUGAUUCAAAUUGACGCUAAACGUCAACACCAGACAGGUUGACAAUUUCGUGUUGUAUUAUUUCUUGUUGAACAACCAUCAUAUUGUAAAAUUUAAUUACUUGAAUUUCGUAAUGCAUGUCUACACUAUAACAGAUAAUAAAAAUUCACUAUAAUCAUUACACAAUCUCAAAGAUUGGGCAAUGAAUUGGAAAAAUUGAAUUAAAUAACCAAUAGGCAAAAACCUCUCUGAUGUUAACGUUGUAUCAUAAUAUUACAGAUUGAAAGUUACAGUCUGACUUGACAAAAGAUAAAAAACAUGUCUAUAAAAUAAGACUGUGACAGUUGUAUUGAAACUAAUCUAUUGUAUUUAUAUUUUCUUGCGUCAAGAUAUAAUUGUUGGAAUUAAGCAUGCAACCAAAUAUCUGUUGUCAGUUGGAACUCGGAAGUGAAGAAAUAAAGGAAUAGGAAAAAUUUUUAAAGUUAAUAAUCACACGGUUAAAAACGAAGGUCCGAUAUUUAUAUAUUAUAUGAUAAAAUAUAAAAAUGACCGUUUAUGGAAUGAAAAUUUCAAAGUUAAGUGCGCAUUAAUUCUGCGAACAGACUGCACAGAUUGCUGUUUAUCAAUGAUACACACAGUUGUAUGAAAAAUUUCACAAAAACAUUGUAAUGUAACUAUUUAAACAGAUACAGAAGGAGAAAUGAAAGGGAAGACAUGAAAAAAUGUAAAAAAUGUUAAUAAAAAUGCGUAAAUGUUUUUACAUACGUAUACGCUUGCUUUAUAAUCUGCCAAGGUAUUAAAUACAAUUAUCUGUUGUUUAUCUGGCAUCAACAACCAAUUUCAAAUAUAAUUGCUCAGUGGUUUCAUUCUGUUUGUCUUCAGAUAUCAAAUGUAAGACCGUGACUAUUAUUUGUAAAAUAGAAAUUUCAUUUUUAACCUUCCGUACAGUCAAGUGUAUAACUUUUCAUGAGUCACAAGUGGUAAGUUGCUCCUCUAAUAAUUUCCUUAAUCAUAGAUCGUGAAUUACAUACAACUCUAUGACAGAUAAUUUAUUGAUAACUUAUUAAUACAUACAUAGUCUUCUAGGUUCCAUGCAUAGUCCCAUGAUUUGGGUGUGUUCAAUUAAAUUGCGCGUGUUCUAUCACACGUUAAUAAGGAGGUUACUUAGCAACAAUUAGCAUAGAUUUUCACUUGAUUUCAAUGAUUUCACAAUAAAAAGU